CAGAAUAAUGUCUUCCAAGCAAGCCACCUCGUUUGCCUCCGUCGCCGAUGGGGAGGAAGCCAUGAGUCAGGACCACCUGUCCUGGGAUAAGGAGGAGAGUGCGGAGGCCCACGGGAGCCCCAGCUGCCCCUGCAGCCUGCUCCACAGCAAGGGCUCCAUGGACGAACUGCAGCCCCUCAGCAGUGUCCUCCAGAGUGACUGGGACAGCAUGGUGUCAGCCCAGCAGCGCAUGGAAUCUGACAGCAAUAAAGUAUGUUCCCUGUACUCCUUCCGGAAUAACUCAACCUCCCCACACAAGCCUGAGGAGGGGGCCCGGGAGCGCGGCGACCUGCUGGCGGAUCUGCGUUCGGGAACGCCGGAGCGCCGCAAAGGAAGCCUGGCCGACGUGGUGGACACACUGAAGCAGAAGAAACUGGAGGAGAUGACAAAGACAGAGCAAGAUGAAUCCAGUUGCAUGGAAACACUUCUGUCAAAAGACUGGAAAGAGAAGAUGGACAGGCUCGACACKAGUGAUCUUCUGGGAGAAGUCAAAGGUACUCCAGAGAGCCUGGUAGAGAAAGAGCACCAGCUGAGCACCAUGAUCACUCAGCUGAUCAGCCUGAGAGAGCAGCUCCUGGCCGCUCACGAUGAGCAGAAGAAGCUGGCCGCCUCACAGAUGGAGAAACAGAGGCAGCAAAUGGAGCUGGCCCGCCAGCAGCAGGAACAGAUUGCCAGACAACAGCAGCAGCUUCUGCAGCAGCARCACAAAAUCAAUAUCCUYCAGCAGCAGAUUCAGGUCCAGGGUCACAUGCCUCCGCUCAUGAUCCCYAUUUUUCCACACGACCAACGAACCCUGGCAGCAGCCGCCGCAGCCCAGCAGGGCUUUCUCUUCCCACCGGGAAUAUCUUACAAGCCAGGUGAUAACUACCCGGUGCAGUUCAUUCCAUCCACAAUGGCAGCUGCGRCAGCGUCAGGACUCAGCCCCCUCCAGCUUCAGCAACUGUAUGCCGCCCAGCUUGCCAGCAUGCAGGUCUCUCCUGGAGCCAAGAUGCCGCCACUCCCCCAGCCUCCCAACAACAGCGGGCCCAUCUCCCCCUCCGGCCUGAAGAACGACAAGAGAUCCUCCAGCCCUAUCACUCAAGUCAAGGAGGAGGGAACGCAGCCUCUCAACCUSUCCGCCCGGCCCAAGACGGCAGAACUGGUCAAGUCCCCCACGUCCCCCACACAAAGCCUGUUCACAGGCAGCAAGACCAGCCCCAACAGCCUGUCCAAGAGCGGCAUCCCCAGUCCCCUCGGAGGCAUGGGCCGUGGGUCUUCUCUGGACAUCCUGUCCAGCCUGAACUCCACAGCGCUGUUCGGGGACCAGGAUGCGGUGAUGAAGGCCAUCCAGGAGGCCAGGAAGAUGAGAGAACAGAUCCAGAGAGAGCAGCUGCAGCACCACCAGCAGGGCAUGGAGGCCAAGCUCUCUGCCCUCACAGGCAUGGGCCUCAACAACUGCAGCAGGGCUGACAAGGAGCGGGCACACUUUGAGAGCCUUGGUCACCAUCUUAGCAAACUGGGCGAGGAUGGCAAAAUUGGCCACAGAGUCAUCGACCUCACCAGGCCAGAGGAUCUGGAUGGGUGGAAAGCUCUGAAUGGCUCUGGUACCGGAGCAGAUAAACCACAACAGUAUUAUUGUUGGCCUACAGGAGGCGCCAGCACAGCCGAGGCACGGGUCUACAGGGAAGCCCGGGGGAGGAACAGCAACGAGCCCCACAUCAAGAGACCCAUGAACGCCUUCAUGGUGUGGGCCAAAGAUGAGCGCCGCAAGAUCCUCCAAGCCUUCCCAGACAUGCACAACUCCAACAUCAGCAAGAUCCUGGGCUCUCGCUGGAAGUCUAUGACCAACCAGGAGAAACAGCCGUUCUAUGARGAGCAGGCCCGUCUCAGUAAGAUCCACCUGGAGAAGUACCCCAACUACAAGUACAAGCCCCGGCCCAAGAGGACCUGCAUCAUCGACGGGAAGAAGCUCCGCAUCGGCGAGUACAAGCAGAUGAUGCGCUCGCGACGGCAAGAGAUGAGGCAGUUCUUCACUGUGGGGCAACAACCGCAAAUCCCCAUCAGCACCAGCGCCGGCGUGGUCUACCCUGGGGCCAUAACCAUGGCAACGACCACACCCUCCCCUCACAUGACGUCUGAGUGCUCCAGCGCCUCAGCAAGCCCGGAGCCGGCCAUUCCCGUCAUCCAGAGCACCUACAACAUGAAGAUAGAGCCCAGUGCCAUGUUAACCAACGACCCCAUCAUCAACGGAGAGGUAGAUGAGAUGGACAUGUACGAGGACUUUGACGAGGAGCCCAAAUCGGACUACAGCAGUGAGACUGAGACACUGGAGCCCAUCGUCAGCGCCAACUGAGGCCUCUCAACACCCGAGCCGAGACAUACACACAUUCAUACUGGAGAACCAUCCCCARGGCGGAAGACUGACUGAAGGAGGAGAAACAGAAGAACAAAAAAAUACAGAACAAAAAUAAAUGGUUCUGUUGAUGCAUCAUUUAGGAGCCUGCAUGCAUAUGUGGCUCCGUCAGAAUCAACAGCUAAAGGUCUUAAAUAUUUCUUACAGUGUGUGAAGCCGUUUGGUUUAGUUCGUUUUGUUUUUUGUUUUUUAUUAUCUCAUCGUUUAUAUUUUUGUGUUUUGUUCAUAGACAUUUACACAAUUAGGUUAUUGCCYAUACAACUUUGGAUGACAGGACUUGAAAUGUAACGUUUGAUAUGAAUCCAUAAUUCUUACCGUCUUACCUUUUUUCUUAAGAUAUACAUAUUUUUUUCUCUUCAGUUAAAUGCUUUUAAUAGAUUUCAUUACUGUUUUUGAUGGGAGUUAUAUAUUCUCACUCAGGUAUGCUGUGCCAGCCAACAGCUUGUGAAUGUUUUAAAUACGAAUUUAUUUGAAACUAUUUAGAAAGCAAAAUAUUUGGAAAUUCAUAUUAACUAAAAACAAACAAACAGAGCAAUUCCACAAUUCUGGGACAUAAUCAGACUCCCGUAUUAUUAAUUGUAUUAGUAUUAUUAUUAUUAUUAUUAUUAGAGUUAUUAUUGGUAUUAUUAACAUACUGUACGAUUUUGUGCAGAUGUGCCAAACGUUUCAAGGUUUUUUUCUCUUAAAUCAUUUGUUUGAGUCUCGAGGGAGAGACUCGAGUCUUAGACAAUCUCUUAAUAUCUUAGUGCGGCUUCAAAAUCCAGUUUCUUUAUAUACCUUCUAUAUUGAAACACUCAGGAAUCUGGAGACAGUGUGCUGUGUCUAGGGCAGGAACAGGAAGUGAUGCAAUAGCUUCAGGUGUGGUUGUUCAUAAUGGCAGCUGUUCUCCAUGGAGACCAAUGCGGUGACCAACAGCCCUUCUCUCCCUGUCCCUCUCCAGCUCAUGUCACCAGCCCAGUCUAACACAGAGCACUAUAACACUCCCCUCACACUCUCUGCUCAUUCUUCAACUCAGUCUUACCAAGUUCUUAAUCAGAGUGAUUGUAAUCAGGCCAGAAUUCCAAGGGGCCAAAGGCAUCCAAUCUGUGGGAUUGGAAAGGCAGCGAAAGGCAGCUUUGGGGGCAUUAUAAUCACAAAUUGCUGUUUUACAAUGUGUAGCUACAGUACAUUCGGUUAAAUACUUUAGCCCCUACUGGGGCGGCAAGUUUUAAAGUCUUUGGUCUUACAUUUUUUUUGUUAAAUCUUAAGUAUUUUUUCGACAUUGUAAAUCUUAAAUUGACACGAGAAGGUCUUAAAGCAGAGUUAACUACUGCAGCAGUCUUAAGAGAAGAGGCAGUGUGUGAGGGAAUAACAUUGUGUUUUUAUUAAARGAGGGUUACAGACAAAGUAUUACAUUCUAACAAGUCAUAUUAAACACAACAGUAUUUCAUUCAUAAACCACACCAGAUCUGAGAUGGUGAUUCUCUACAUUCAUGCACUUAGAUAUUAACACUUACUACUUCAUUUUUCAACUAAGUUAAUAUUUUAUAUUGAACAAAAUKUKUGUUGUUUUAUAAUGRCCAGUUGCCUAUUUUACAUAAAGUUAAACWUAAGUAUUUUAGAGCAAUUGAAAWUGCACUUCUGUAUUUUAUUUACAUACAGACAAUGARUAUGAMAUAUAACACAAUCAAUCAGCUCUUAAUYUUGUGACAAUCAGUCACAAACUGAAAGUCCUUUACCUCUUGAAUGGUUAUUUUACCAGUUGAACAGAUCCMAGGUUGUUACCUAUGGAGAAACAGCUAGAGAUGGCCAGCAGUCAAGGCCUUACUGUCCAUAAUACAGCCCUCCUACAGGCCAGAAGGACUAAGUGCCUCCCUCUCUGCCCUGCCCCUGCCCUGUCYCGACCCCUUCCCAUGGCAACCCCCACASCCAGGGGGUGCCAUCUGGCUCAGAGUGGCAGGCAGCGCUAGGCUGGGGAGAGGAGAGAGGGGGAACAAUAAGGACGGGGCACGUAGSRCWUAUUGUGCUCUCCAUCAAAGUGCAGGCAGUGAGGCCUCCACUCUGGCUCCCGCCCUGGCCCAGCCACUAUGCGCUGGCGAGCAGAUGGAACAAGUACAUCAAGCUGUGGGGGAUUAUUAAAAUGACUGACGAGUGGGUAUCAUCUCAAAUGCAGCAUUAUUAAUGCAUGAGGCCGGCUAUUCUCCUCCCGUGCCCUUGAACCUGUCCAUUUCAGACCAAGCCCAGAGGUUUAAAAUGAUCUAAAUGGCUGGUCACCAGCGCUGGCUGUCUGCAUGGCCAGGACUCCCUCCCACUGCUGGUCACUGCAUUACUCUCCCAGGUCUAAUUGAUACAGAUGGCUCUUUAGUACUUUUAAUUUUACUCGACCCAUUCAGAGCUGGCUUUUAUUGUGUUGUGUCCACGUUUGAAAGCAUUUAUCUUAAGUCUUAGAAGUUUUUAAGCACCUCAUUAUUAAUUGCCAUUUCAGUUUCGUUUUCUUUUUUUGGUUGGUUGGUUUCUUUAUUGCUAUUGUUGUUUUAAGGUACAAUGCUUUUUUCUAGGAUUUCCUCCCAUACACAAACCUAAACGGAUUUCCCUCCAGGUCAACAUGUCUAGGUUUUUAAGCUGUUACUUCUGUUUGCUGGUUGAUUGGUUGAUUUGUACGUGAUUUGUACAUAUUUCUAUGUCCAUGCCUAACCAAUUCAGUGUGCUGGUAGUUACAAAAGGACUGUUGAUAGGACUGAAACUUGACUGCGCUUGUAUAACAAAAAAAAUACAAAAAAACGAAGAACUUAUAUCUCGCAAGGAGUCAAAGUGUUAUAAGCACUGGAUAUAAAUUGUAUUUUUAUCAAUUCUGACUAAUGUGAAGCUGUUGUACCAUAAAAAAACCUGAAUGAACAAAAGUCACGACGACUUGGACUCGUGGGCUCGUUCUCACAGUUACCAGAUUUGAAUAAUUUUUCAGUCUACUUGUUUUGUUUAUUUAUGCAAAGACAUGUGUAGUGAAUGAACACUUUGUCUAUGCUCCAGGGCCACCAAGGGGAGAGAGACAGCGCGCGAGAGAGACUGAGCAGUAAACUCAACAGAAGGCUUGCAUAGUAACUGGUUAGCUGAGAAACACCGCAUUUCAGACACACAUUUUAUUGGUCACAUAUGUUUUGUGUUUUAUAUUGUAUUUGAAGCUAUAUAGUGAGUAUAGACAUUGUAUUUAUUAGCCACUGUUGGCUCUAAAAUUGUCAGUAGAACAUAAUGAAAGGACAACAAUCAGAGAGAAAAAAAAUAUGUUUAAUCAAUUGGAGCUUCAUUUUUCAGUAAAUUCACCAUUUCAUUAUAGAUUUUAUUGUAAAUACAACAUAGGAAAUAGAAUUAUAUUUUUGUUCAUAAGUACUUAGUGAAGUAUUAGUUAUGUAUUUGACUGUUAUUUUUUUCUUCCUUUUUUACAUCAGUGUAUGUUGAUCCAUGUUCUUAAAACUGACAAGUCACUGUACGUCAUGUAGAUUCUGAAUAUUUAUCCCAGUUGAAGAGAGCAGUAUUGGACGGUUGAGGAGAGCAGUAUUGGACGGAGCUGUAGCUGAGAUAGACAGACAGGCCCCUUCUUGCUAGCGUUUCAAUGACCUCCCUCAGACAAUUCAAGGAGCCAAUCAAAACCCAAGCUAUACUCCUUAGCCUUGGACAUUAAGGACAAACGUUUUUUAAAUAAAUAACUUCAUUUGUAUCUAAUUACAUGCACAGUCAGUACAAAUAAAGUACUGUGUAUCUUUCAUAGGGACAGUGCUAAAAUUCAUCUGAACAACAAGCAGUUAGGAUGUAUAUGUUUGUAUUAUACAACUUGCGUUUCCAAUCAUGACUCAAUCCUAGCGACAUACCUUAUCUUGUUUUGUGUUUUUCACAGCCCUCAGUGGUUAUACUGUUAUGUGUCAAAUUUGAACGGAGAGGUUGAUAGUAGCAUAGAUGAAUAGCUACAUUUUAAUUGCACAUCUGCAUGCAUUUGUUACAUUUAAAAUUAGAAUGACCCAAGAGGAUUUUAUUCAUUGGCAAUUUUACACAAGUGAGGUUCUUGGGGAGCUGAAAUUGAAGGGAGUGUGCAAAUAUUUUUUCGUUUUAACGUGGCACAAUGCAGAGCCACUCGUGUGUAUUCUAGGCCUAUACUCUUUUUGUCCUUUUCUAUGUGUUGCUGACCUUUUUAAAGGCAGCCCAUCCAGCCAUCAGCAAAGUGUAGUCAUGACCUUUUCUAUGAAUCCAUCUGUCUCUCAGCCAUGUAAAUGCGAACAAGAUUCAACAACUGAAGACUAAGCUUGUAUGCUGUUUCAAUAACUUAACUUAACUGUAAUGAUUUUUUUCUGUCAUUGAACUUUGUGAUGUAUAUGGUGGGAAUGUUCUCUGUGUUCAUUGAGUUAGCACAAUUCACUGACAUGCUGGACUGACAUGCUAGCUGCUGUUCAGGAGUGUAACAUUUGCUGUUGGGGACAACUUAUACAGUUGUCAAUGGUACUUUGCUUUCUARAUUYAUUUUUUGUCUCUCAAGCAACACUGUGUGUGGCUCUUCUGUCGCUGGGGCUGUUGCUGUUUUGAAACCGCUGGCAGACUGAUACAGUUUUCUGCGUAGAAAUCAAUUUCUUGGCAGGUACCUAGGUCCAGGGCAGGUAUUGUUAAGGGCGUAACUAGAGAAAAUGAAAUAGUGUCUGUUGCUGCUUUGAAAAAUGUUUUAAUUCUGAAAAUGUAAAUAGUUUAUCAUAAUAUCUUGUACAGUCCAGUGUAAAGUUUUUAAUUGAACUUAAAAAAAAGGUUGCCAUCACAUUUGUGUUCACUUUCUUCUUCAUACAGUACAAAAGGACAGCUACUUGCUGAGGAUAUUAUUGUUAAAUUAAAAAAAGGAAAAGGUACUAAAAUAUUUUAUUUUGCUUGGCUUCAAAAUGUAAACCAGCAAGUCUUUGGUUUCCAUGUGCAGUAUUGACGUGAGGUAAACUUAAGGUGAAAUAAUUCUACAGUGGUAUGUAUUGGAGACCAGUCUCCUCUGUGUUGGUAGUAUUAAUACACUAUAUCAAAUAAAAUACACCAGAUGACUGACACAUUUGGGUGUAUCUAGGCACCUUAGUAAUGUGUGCAAAUAUCUAGGUUGUGUUCCCCACAGGAUGCAUUCAGGCAUAUUGUAAUGUAACAUCAUCUUUCUAUAUGUACUCAAUCCAUUGAUGUAACAAGGCAGGAGUGGGUUGUAGAACUGCCUGUUUAAGCUCAUUUACCUCAAGAGUUUCCUCCUUUUGCGUAAAAGAGUAAGAAAUUGUGUGACAAAGUCUCACCAUCACUCCCAUCUUUUGUACUGCUGUUGACACUUACAAAUUAAAGAGACAUUUUGUUUUAAGA
Molecule: messenger RNA, 7768 nt
Organism: Salvelinus sp. IW2-2015
Lineage: Eukaryota; Metazoa; Chordata; Actinopteri; Salmoniformes; Salmonidae
Product: transcription factor SOX-6-like
Biological process (GO): cell fate commitment; regulation of transcription by RNA polymerase II; central nervous system development
Cellular component (GO): nucleus
Molecular function (GO): RNA polymerase II cis-regulatory region sequence-specific DNA binding; DNA-binding transcription factor activity, RNA polymerase II-specific
Source: RefSeq, a predicted model, not a curated record